Messenger RNA from Branchiostoma floridae (Florida lancelet), 1683 nucleotides. RefSeq lists its product as uncharacterized. Gene Ontology annotation, molecular function: carbohydrate binding. The coding region runs from base 62 to 1528 and encodes 488 amino acids. The transcript has 7 exons. The record is from RefSeq and is a predicted model, not a curated record. Lineage: Eukaryota; Metazoa; Chordata; Leptocardii; Amphioxiformes; Branchiostomatidae.
AGACGCCGGGCGACGUGCAACAUCUCGUUCUUGUCUAGUCCGUGCUAUCCUCAUUGCUGUAAUGAUAACGGCCUUGUUUGGUGUUGGAGCUUGUUUGGCUGCGAACUUCAUUGUCAUACCGGACAACAAAGCAGACGUCUACCCGACUACAGCAUACGCAACGUCGUCUGCAGCCGAGUCGUUUCCAGUCACGGACAUCUCUCGACCAUCAGAGAUGACAACUGUGCUGUGGGAUGUCACCCCUGUGCUGUCAGGGGUCAAGGACAUGCUGCCACAUGUAACGACGCCGAAGCCAGAUGUGACAGCUUUACCGCCAGCUUUGACAACUGUGCAUGUGCAGUCUGCUGUCACAUCUAGGCUGUCAUGUGUCACAACAGUGUCAUGGCAGUUUACAACUGCGCAGCCAGAUGUGACAACUGUGAAGCCAGAUGUGGCAACUGUGCAGCUAGAUGUGACAACUUCACUGCCACAUAUGACAGCUGUGCAACCAGGUGUGGCAACUUCACUGCCAGAUGUGACAACUACACUGACACAUGUGACAGCUGUGCAACCAGAUGUCACAACUACACUGCCACAUGUGACAACUCUGCAGCCAGAUGCGCAUGUGACAACCUCACUGCCUGAGAUGACAACCGAACAUGUAAAGCCUUUCAUACACCAUACCACAGAGAUGAAACUGAGCAAGAUGGAGGCGAUUACAAGGCAGGAAAUAACAGCGGCAAUGAAAGAAACCGCCUGCGAGGACCACACCUUGCGGCUGUCCUGUCCACCUGGGCAAUCGCUUGUGAUAGAUGACGCCAACUAUGGCCGUACGUCCCGCUCCGUGUGCCCCUGUACAGGCGACUGUGGGAAAACUUACUGUCGAGCAGCGAAGAGUCUGUCUAUCGUAUGGAGCAACUGUCAGGGCUUAGAGCAGUGCAACCUGGAAAGUAAUCGUCUCUUUGGUGACCCCUGUAGCGGUGUACAGGUUACCUACCGCUGUUCCACAGCCUGCAGUAAACCCUUUGGGAUGAUGUCAGGAGCAAUCCCUGAUGACAGCAUCACCGCAUCCUCACACAUGGGCCCUGAUCACGAGCCUUACCGCGGGAGAUUGAACGGAGAAGCUGGAGCGGCCUGGACCGCAAAAACUAACAACGUCGGGGAAUGGAUGCAGAUUGACUUGGGUGGCAAGGAGCGCGUUACUGGGACCAUCAUUGAGCGCAUGCGCAACUACGUAUACCACAAUGGUGGCCGCGGGGUGACCUCCUACAAACUACGGUACAGUACAGAGGGGACUAACUGGAAACCGUAUGCUGACACAGAUGGCUCAGAAAAGGUCUUUCCAGGCAAUGCCGACACGAACACCCCUGUGACCAAUCUGUUGGACUACCCCAUUGAUGCCCGUUUUGUGCGUUUCGUGGUUCAGUCGUGGCAAGGCAGCAUCAGCAUGAGGGCGGAGGUUCUGGGCUGCAGUGAAAGUAAGUUUCUGUCAUACCUUUCAUGGUACAGGAUGCCACAGUUUAACCUGCCCAUUGAUAAUGCCAUUUAAGUACAAUAAAACAAGGUUGAAUAAAGCUAUCAACCCCAGUUCCAAUCACAAAGUUUAACAUUCUUCUCCAACAAGAAGUCGCAAGAGUCCUCUUCAUAACUAUUAAAAGAAAACAGGGAUUCCGGUUCUAUUUUUAUUUCGCUUAUUUCCACAGA